Messenger RNA from Brassica napus (rape), 840 nucleotides. RefSeq lists its product as uncharacterized. Bases 150 to 647 code for a protein of 165 amino acids. Lineage: Eukaryota; Viridiplantae; Streptophyta; Magnoliopsida; Brassicales; Brassicaceae. The record is from RefSeq and is a predicted model, not a curated record. The transcript is spliced from 3 exons.
UUUGCCACAAACGCUGCAUUUUAUAGACGGAGUAAAAUAAGCAAGCAGCAGAUACAUUAAUUAAAGUAACUAAUAGUUUUGUCGGGGCAGUGACAGCGAGAGAGAGAGAGAGAGAGAGAGAGAGAGAGAGAGAGUUUGGUUGGGGAGAGAUGGAAGGCGUAGGGUCGAGAUUGAGCCGAACGUCAUCGAGAUAUAGUGGUCCGGCUGCGACGGCGGUGUUCAGCGGCCGUGUAAGGAAGUGGAAGAAGAAGUGGGUACGUGUCUCCACGUCACCAGUCGGCGUUUUCCGAGCAUCUAAAUCCAACGGUCGUAGCAACAACAACAGCAGCAGCAAUUCCCCACACCAUCUGCUUCUCCAUAAGUGGACUCCACUUUCCUCCGAAGCUAACGGUUCCGGUGAGACGGAGGAGACGCCUAAACGAAGAUUCAGAUACGCUCCUAUUGCGAUGUUUGAGCAUAGGGAGAGAGUGGGUGCUAAGGGUUCUGAGGUUGAAGCGGAAGAGACUGACGAAUUCGACAAUGAUUCUCCAUUGCCUAAAGCCGUUGGGCUGGACAUGAACUUAACUGACUCAGACCAAACUAAGGAGGCAAAAACUCGUCACUUGAAACUGGGACUGUGUCUUAAUUCUGAAGGGACUGAAGAAUGAAGAGAGAAAUCAUGCUAAACUGAGGCUACCUACCAUGUCUCAUAGUUUAACUCUUAUAGUAUCUUUCUGGAUCUGUAUCUUGUUGUAGUAGUGUAUCUCUAGUUAGAAGAAGCUAUAUGUGUAUCUUACAUGAAUGAUCAAAGAGCCUGGCUCCAUCAGUAUCAAAAUCAUAUCAUCCAAUGUUCCAUUGUUA